AUGCCAACAUGAGGUCACUUAGGUUUACAAGAUAGAGCAUCCCCACUUAUAGAACAAUUAAUUUUUUUUCAUGACCACGCUAUAGUUGUACUCAUUUUAAUUACAACACUAGUAGGUUAUAUAAUAUCAACCCUUUUCUUUAACACCUUCACAAAUCGUUUCUUACUAGAAGGACAAACUAUUGAAAUUGUAUGAACUGUUUUACCUGCUUUGAUUCUUAUCUUCAUUGCCCUUCCUUCGUUACGACUGUUAUAUUUAUUAGAUGAAGUGAAUAACCCUAGCGUAACAUUGAAAACCAUCGGACAUCAAUGAUACUGAAGAUAUGAAUAUUCAGACUUCCUCCAAGUCGAAUUUGAUUCUUAUAUAAUUCCUUCCAAUGAAUUACCUGAGGACGGAUUUCGACUUCUAGAUGUAGAUAAUCGAACUGUGUUACCAAUAAACACUCAGAUCCGAGUUUUGAUUAGUGCUGCUGAUGUAAUUCAUUCAUGAACAGUGCCAGCACUUGGUGUUAAGGCAGAUGCCAUUCCAGGACGACUUAAUCAAGUAAGUUUCUUGAUAAACCGGCCAGGGUUAUUUUAUGGUCAAUGUUCAGAAAUCUGUGGUGCGAACCAUAGAUUCAUGCCUAUUGUGAUCGAGAGAGUAUCAGUAAAUUCCUUCUUAAACUGAAUUUCUUCUUCCAGAGAAGCCU
This is a messenger RNA of Penaeus vannamei (Pacific white shrimp), 688 nucleotides long. Lineage: Eukaryota; Metazoa; Arthropoda; Malacostraca; Decapoda; Penaeidae. The record is from the annotation of a RefSeq genome assembly.